This is a messenger RNA of Prosopis cineraria, 523 nucleotides long. RefSeq lists its product as uncharacterized. NCBI's taxonomy places the organism in Eukaryota, Viridiplantae, Streptophyta, Magnoliopsida, Fabales, Fabaceae. The record is from RefSeq and is a predicted model, not a curated record. The transcript is spliced from 2 exons. Bases 63 to 416 code for a protein of 117 amino acids.
GCGGUUCUCUUCGCGCCUCCAUCGCUCGCUCAACUUGCUCUCACUUUCGUGAUCCGGUGACGAUGGAAGAAACUGAUUCAAAGAUGUCGCUUGAGUUAAUAGCUAAAGCUUUGUUAGACACUAUAGCUAAAAGUCAUGAGUUGAGGGAAGCACUUGCAGCAUGGGCUGAAGCAUCUAAGGCCAAAACUGAAGCAUCUAAAGCAAAAGCUGAAGCAUAUAAAGCAAAAGCUGAAAGAUAUAAAGGUGAGAGAAGCAAGGAGGUCACUUCUUCUUCUUCGUCAGAAUAUUCUCUUGCUAAGUGUAUGGUUAUUCUUGACAAGAUGGCGAAAUUAGGUAUAUCAGAAUCUGAUUAUAUGAAAACCUUGAAAAUUUUGAAGAGCGACCCUGGAUUGAGAGAGGAAUUUUUCUUAACUUGAGUGAUGAGAAGAAAAGGUUAUGGCUACGUAAUCUUUAUCAACUCAACGUUUUAUGAGUCUUUAUUUUGCUAUUGAACUUUAUGAUUAUGUCAUUAACCUUAUGAGUU